Molecule: messenger RNA, 3453 nt
Organism: Saitoella complicata NRRL Y-17804
Lineage: Eukaryota; Fungi; Ascomycota; Saitoellomycetes; Saitoellales; Saitoellaceae
Exons: 1
Coding region: 65-3343 (1092 amino acids)
Biological process (GO): regulation of mitotic cell cycle; mitotic spindle organization
Cellular component (GO): mitotic spindle
Molecular function (GO): protein binding
Source: RefSeq, a predicted model, not a curated record
CCUGAGACGAAUCAAUUGAUCUGCACCACCAAGUUCAACAGACGAAGUAGCGGAUUAGUGGUUCAUGGUACUCUUUGCGAGGUCUCCAUCCCCAAAGCGCCGCCAGUUGCCCCCAACUACAACGCGACAGGUCUCUACCACCAAAGGUACACAAGAAGUGAAGCUCCUACCGUCGGGAGUGAACGGAAUAUCCUCCUUGUCUCCAAGUGCAAUUUCCGUUCAUCCAAACUCGAAAGCAAUACUGUAUACAGCAGGUGGACAUGCAGUUUUAUCGCAAUUCCGUGGGCCCGAGGAGACCUUACAACGAAUCUUCUCUGCGCCGAGGAAUGUCGAGGCAGCGAAUGAACGUUCCCGAGCCCGGUAUGCGAGUCCGGGUGGCCCAGCAAAUCCGGUAGAUGCUAGGGCUGGCAGGCGCUCGCCAUCAAAGCUCGGACCGAAUGCAAGCUUGGCUGCUGCAUACAUCGUCAAUGGGAGCUCGCCUUCCUCCAGGGGCCGCUUCAGCGCUCCGAACACCGGCAACACAUACUCUGACAAAGGUUCAGAGAGCGGUGCUCCUGUAUGCGCCAACCGGGUCAGUCCUUUCAUCAGCACAGCUCUCUCACCCGAUGGAAGAUUCGCUGCUGUCGGAGAAGAGGGUGCUAAACCUCGGGUUCUUAUCUACUUCCUCGAAGAUCUUGAAGCCAAUAACUACCCAUUCGUCAUCCAGGAUAACGACCACGGCAUUCAAUGCUUAGCAUUUAGUCCCUGUUCGAGGUAUCUGGCAGUGCUGGGUGUCAUGCAUGACGGGUUGAUCAGUGUUUACGAUUUGGGCGUCAAGACACGAGUACUCAAACCCGAGCUUGUAGCGAAGAAUAAUGUGAAGUCCGCUAUCUUCGAUAUGCAAUGGGUCAGUCAUGGAGAAAACUCGACGUUGGUGACCGUGGGACGUAGGCAAGUGCGCAGAUGGUUUUGGACGACGGACAAGGAUAAACCGCCCGGGCACUCAAAGUUCGUCCCAGCUUUACUGCAGAAACGAGAUGUUAUCCUGGGUGACGAGGCGUUCAGUGAUGGCGAGUUCGUGUCUGUACGUGGUCUGGGAAACGAGAAGGUGGUGGUCGCAUCUCGCACUGGUUCCAUCUUCGCCUUUGAGGAAAACGGACCUAACAACCUUAUGCGUGUACACGAUGUCGGUCACGGUGUUCUUAGCAUGGAUGUCGAUUACAUUGAUGGCUGGCUCUGGGUUGGUGGCCCAGGCGGCGUUCUGACACCGGUGGAUACGGACCUGUUCCAUUCUGGAUCCUCCCAGGGCUCGCGCACUCCGCCCAAAAUCCCAGCUCUGGUACCGUCCGACGCUGACAUCACCACCGUUCUUUUCCUUGGCAAGAAUCAGAUUGCUGUGGUCAAUGAUCGCCGUACUAUCCAUCUUCUGACUGUAACUGCGAAGGACGAGGAGGAGUCGGUUCUUGAGCGCAGUGCGCCAUGUCACGAAAAUGCUAUCAAAGGUGUCAGGAGGUUAUCCAUGACUAACUCUCUGGGCGCAACACACAUGACAUGGGAUGCGCGGGCUGUUUGCUUCUGGACGGAGAACAGUUUCCUGCUCGCAAAAAUGGAUAUCGAUAUCGAACAGCGUAAUUGGGGCGUUGACGAGUACGAGGUCAACGAACUGGAGUGUGCGGCGUUGACAUCGGACGGGCAGCUCAUUGCCGGCGAUAAAUACGGUACUGUCUCUGUUAUAGAUUUGGAAACCGAGGAGAUUGUUUUCCGGAUGUCUGACGCACAUCUUGAUGCGAUUUCCGGUAUCGACAUAGCGAAGAAUGGCGAUGUCCUACUAUUUGUCACGGCUUCCCGCGAUCGGACGGCGCAGAUUUUCGCCAAGUCGAAAAGCAAGCCAGCAUGGCGUAUUGUGGAUACUGUGGAGGAUACUAUGCCUAUGACUCGUGCUGUUUUCCUGAGGAAUGCGCUGGUUCUUGCCACUUGCUCCUCUAACGAGAAAGUUCUCACGAUCCGCAGAUUGGCGCGUCCACCAAUGCAAAAUGAGGCAAAUGAACUUCAGAUGGCGUUUACUCUUCCGCACAAGAUUACUCUAUCAAAUUCACCAUGUGACAUGCUUGCUCGCAGCGCUGGCAAGAGUGAGCUUAUUGUGACCAGUUCUGAUGGUACUGUUCACAUUAUCGAUUGUGGAGAUGCGGUAGGCCUGUUGCCGCCAAAGGUGGAUACAUGGAGGACAGACACGGCCUUGGCACGCGUCAGUAUUAUGCACCUGGAUCGGCCAGUGUUGGUUCGCGAUCAACAUAAAAAGCAAAGGCAGUCCAACUUGCUGAUUGCUGCGAUCGGCAAGGAUAAGAGUUUGAGAAUUUACGACUACGCAACUGGUGGGCUGGUAGUAAGCCAAGCACCGCAGUGCCGCGGUCCCACAGGCAUGGUUUUUGUUAGGUACUUCCCGCAAGCCAACGCAGUUCACGCAUAUGCACUGGUUGUCACGACGAGUGAUGGUGUCAUCUGUCGCAUGAAAGUCGAAGGCCUCAGAACAGUCUGUCCUGUUGAUUCAUCAAGCCCUGCCCUCGCGGGACGUGUCGUAAGGAAUACCAAGACCAAGGAGCAACUCGCUACAUGGGAGAUUUCCGAAGCCCCUGGGACCCGCAUGUCAGCUCAAGAUGGAGCUCAGAGCUCCGCUACCUUCGACAGCUACGAUGAUGAGCUUGCCAAGCGGUUCUCUCCCGUUGGCGAGUGUCCAUCUACUCCCACUGGUCCAGGGAAACGUGAUCCGGGGCGUACGGGGCGUACGUUCGGCGUGCGCAAGUCUGUUUCCAUUCCUAACCUGCGCCAAAGCGCCGCUGGAACGAAUCGCGGUCUCGAACCGCCUGAGUCGCCAACAAAACUCGCUCUGCGUUAUGCAGCAUCCAAAGCAGCGAGACCGGAUAUGACCCCGCCAUCCCGCGCAAAGGUUGCAUCUUGGCUUAACGAUGCUGCGACCAAUGCCUCGGUCAGCCCCGUUAAACCUUCUAUGAAUGGCAAAGAGGAAGCUCUGUCGGUUGCGGAAGAGAUUGUGGUUUCCUUGCGGUAUCUACGCAAUUUGCUUCAGACAGAAGACAUCGCAAAUGCAAAGAAAGCUCCAAGAGAAGAGGAGACUUUACAGUCGUUAUUGAAUGAGUUCAAGAAGACUUCGGACAUGAUCACGGGAUCCGGUGUCGAAGCGAAUAGUGCCGUUAACGAUCUGGAGAGAACCAUGGCCAGACUGGGUAUGGAGGGUUUCGCCAGUCGACUCGUUGAAGAAGUGAGGAAGGCAGCAGGAGGCAAGCCUUCUCUGAGUGACACUCUGGCUGGUUUGGAGUCCCGGGGAGAGGAGAAAGAGCACUCAGAGUGACGGUGUGUAGGAUGGAGAGCAUAAUUCUCAAGGCGGUAUAUGGCGGUGUAUGGCGUACUUCUUAUUGUUAGCACUUUAUAUGGGAUAAUCCUUAGGCUUUCAGAGCAUCA